This is a messenger RNA of Oncorhynchus kisutch (coho salmon), 2228 nucleotides long. RefSeq names its product doublecortin domain-containing protein 2. The coding region runs from base 774 to 2054 and encodes 426 amino acids. Gene Ontology annotation, biological process: intracellular signal transduction. The transcript is spliced from 14 exons. The record is from RefSeq and is a predicted model, not a curated record. Gene Ontology annotation, cellular component: microtubule organizing center; microtubule. Lineage: Eukaryota; Metazoa; Chordata; Actinopteri; Salmoniformes; Salmonidae.
CCUCUAGCACAGUGCCUUAGACCGCUGCGCCACUCGUGAGCCCCAAAUUCAACCAGAAACAGAAGCAAAAGGUCUGUCUGCACAUGAUGUAAUCUGGUGAAAACAUUUGAAAAGAUGCCAUUACCUUAAGGAGCAAUUGAAAGGUAAGAAACAAAAAUGACAUGUGAUCAGAAAAUUGUAACAGUAAUCGUUUGCAAUGAGGACCAGAUUCAAAUUCUAUUAUACUGUAGUUCCAUCUAACAACACAUCACCUUAUUGUGAUAGAUUAUGAGUGAGCAGCAUUGGUAAUCUCCUUCUGUCAGGAGCUGACAGUCUUAAUAGGGGAAUAUUCAUGUUGGAAUGGUGCCCCUGACUGGAACUCCAUAUAUGGGCAUAGCUGUCUCAUCUAAAUGUAUGUUGGAAUUGUGUCUUUGCAAGAACUCCAUGUAUGGGCCUGACAGGAACUCAUUUUGUGGGCGUAGUAAAUUGUUUGCUAAAUGAUUACACCUGAGUUCUAUCUGAAUCAAGAGUUUUUAUGCUAGCACAGUUUGGUUUUCAUCAGGUCGUCAAUUGAUUAUGGAUGCUUUGAUUGCUGAUUGCUUUUAAGACUGUGCCUGUUGAUACUUUACAAGUGUAACUGUCUCAGAGGGUUUUGGGCUGGGGAGUUGGAAACAAGGUAGCAGAGUAGGAUCUCGGGGAUCUAAUAACCAAGCCAUAUGUGGCACUGGGGAAUGUUCCUCCAUGGUUCUUUCCAAGGCCUUAUGAGAAUUUGAUUGUGGAAUAGGAGUGGUGUGAUGUUGGUAAUGAAUGGGGAUGCUUUUUUCCCUGGACGAAAGUUUGUUAUAAAUCAACGACAGAUGUCAACGUUUGACAGCUUUUUGAGCUCUGUCACGCGUGGGGUUGAGGCUCCUUUUGGAGCGGUCCGAAAUGUUUACACUCCAAGGGAAGGGCACAAAAUCCAUGACCUCGUCAACUUGCAGCACGGGGAGAGAUAUGUUGCAGCCGGAGGAGAGCGUUUCAAAAAGCUUGAUUAUUACCAUAUAACAACGAAGAAACCACAGAAAAAGAAGAAUGAGCAGAUCCGACCUGUAGUUCACAGUAGAAUAGUUGUUUCUGCUCGCUGGAGGAAAAUAAUAAACGAGUCAUGCACUAUCAAUGUUUUUACCAAUGGAGAUGUGUUGGUUCCUCCAGCUCGGAUACUGAUACCAAAGUAUACUCUCACAAACUGGGAAAGUGUCUUGGCCAUGGUGACCGAGAGGGUACAUCUGCGCACUGGUGCUGUGUACAGACUGUGCACAUUAGAUGGGACUACUUUACUUGGGCCAGAGGAGCUAGAGAACAACCAGUACUAUGUUGCUGUGGGAGCUGAGAAGUUCCGCUUCUCGCCAUACUUCCAGUGGGUCCCCAGCAGAGGAAUCAUUCGGGACAACAGUCAUCAUGCAAUCAACAAUGACAGUCUCCCAGUCCCUGUUCCCACAAGGAAAGGCAAACAUGCAAAAUUUGCUCACACAGGCUCUGGAGAUGACCUUGAGCACACAGCCAGGGGCCAUCCCAAGAACGCCACAGAGUCUUACUUCUACGCCAAGCCAGAGAAGGAGAGAGAGACAGCCAAACAACAGAGGCAGGUGUCCAGACUCCCACUUCUUUACACAACGGGCGAAGGCAGUGUGUUCCGUGCGAAAGACAAAAGAAGUGAAACUGUGGGAGCAGCUGAGGUCCAGGAAGAUGGCAGAGUGAUGGUGGACCUGCCAAUUGACCAGGUUGAGGCCAAGGUAGUCCCGGAGGAAGAGCAGUAUGUCCGGAGGAAUUCUAGGCCGGCCGGUGAGACCCAGAGUCCCUACAAAGCCUUCCUCCAAGGCUCUGAUGCAUCCAGGAAGGCCUCGGCCCCCUCGUCUGGUCGCGGGGAGUCAGGUAGAGGCACUGGUCUGACCAGCUCCAGAGACGGAGGACUAAAGUCGCCGCUGGAACCUGAGCCACAGGAGACUAAAGAGGAGGUGGAGGCAGUGUCGUCCUCAAAUCUGUGCGGAAUACGGUCACGGAUGUCCAAGUUCUUCAAGGAAAAAAGAAAAAAGUGACCAGUUUCCAGACCAAAAUGCCAUUUAUUCAGUCAGAGAAUUCUAAGAGCCAGAAUCAGAAAGUCCUGUAGUAACAGGAGCGGUCGAGGACAGCGUACCCCUUACGAGACCCCCACGUACGAGAUUAAAAAGUGUUUUAAACCAAAUAAAAAUGUUUGUGUCUUGACAGCCCCA